ACUUUCGUUAAUGCUUGGUUCUCUUCACAAACGAGGAUUUUGCCAAGCAGUUUCUUGGCCCUCUUUUUCUGAUGCAACGCGGCAUCGGAGCAGCGGCACGAAGAAGUUUCUUGGAGACCUUUGGUACGGUAUUUCUGCAACUCUCGCAAUUUUUUCUAUAAGUCUUGCAUACAUAGAGUAUAACUUCUUCCAUGGCCACCUUCCACGGAGCCUCUUCCUCUUCCCUUUCGUCUUCUAUUAAUCAGUGUGCUUACCAUGCAUUUUUGAGUUUUAGAGGCCAAGAUACUCGCAGAGCUUUUACUGCCCAUCUAUAUGCAGCUUUGCGUCGAAAUGAUAUCAACACCUUCAUGGAUGACAAGCUUAGAAGCGGUGAAGAAAUUUCACCAGCACUUCACAAAGCCAUUGAAGAGUCGGCGAUUUCAAUCAUUGUACUCUCUAAAAACUAUGCAUCCUCCCGAUGGUGCUUGGACGAGCUGAUGAAGAUCCUCGAGUGUAGAAAAACAAGGGGGCAACACGUUCUACCCUUGUUUUAUCACGUACAUCCGUCGGAAGUACGGAAUCAAACAAAUAGUAUUGGAGAAGCAUUCGCUAAACUUGAAGAAAGGUUUAAGCAUGAUCAAAUGAAGUUGCAAAAGUGGAAGACAGCCCUAUCACAAGUGGCCAAUUUGUCCGGGAGGCUUUUGGGGAACAAGUAUUUCUAACAACUCUUUUUAUCUUAUAAGAAAGAAUUCUAAAUUCAUUAAAAAUUUCAUUUGCAUUAAGAUCAUGUUUUGAACAUUAGUCAUUCUAAUUUAACACUGUAUUUUUACAAAUUUUGUAUUGAUAGGAAUGAACCUGAAUUUAUUCAUGAAAUUAUUCAAUGGGUGAAUUCAAUAUUGGUAAAAAAUAAAUACUUCCAAGUUGCCCAAUA
Messenger RNA from Alnus glutinosa, 910 nucleotides. Its product is annotated as disease resistance protein RPV1-like. The record is from RefSeq and is a predicted model, not a curated record. Gene Ontology annotation, biological process: signal transduction. NCBI's taxonomy places the organism in Eukaryota, Viridiplantae, Streptophyta, Magnoliopsida, Fagales, Betulaceae. Bases 192 to 701 code for a protein of 169 amino acids. The transcript has a single exon.